UCUGUUGCUCUUAAACGCGGAAGUUUCAUAACGUUACAGCUGCAGCAGCAGACUUAUGGAUGCAGGGUCAGCAUGAACUAAUGUUAUUUUCCUCACAAGGCGUUAACUUCCAGCUUUGUAACAGCUGAAAACAUGGUCAACCUUGGUCUCAGCAAAGUGGACGACGCGCUGGUAGCCAAACACCCGGGGCUACAGAGCUACGCAGCCUGUCAGUCUCAUGCCUUCAUGAAGGGGACUGGAACAUUUGUACUGGGUGUUACAGGUAUGUUUGCCAUUCAGAUGGCUCUACAGAGAAAGCUCCCUUAUCCUCUCCAGUGGAACCUGCUCAUUUCAAUAGUGGCGUCGUCAGUGGGCAGCUACGCAGUGACUCGCUGGGAGACGCGGAAAUGCUCCGAACUUUGGAUGUCGCUAGAAGGCAAAGUCCCGUACACUCCGCCCACAGCAGUACCUCAAGUAGAAGAAUCGAAGACGAAAUAUGGUGAUGUGAUGGAAUGAGCAUAGUUUCAAACAAAAUACACGUGGAGUGCAUUCUGUACUUUUUUUGUUUUUUCUUUACUUUUAUUUCUCAGAAUUUGUGAUUUUUGAGCUUUAAAUUUCAUAACAGGCUUAACGUGUAAAUAAAAAUAUGGGUUUUCCUAAAUCAGAGGUCAGGAUUUAUUUGGGGUUUUCAGUUGGAAUAAUCAGAUGGUAAGCUUGUGAUCCGGUAUUAUUAUAGUGUGGAUGUGUUGGUUUGUCAUGCAACAGAAUUAAUGCUGCACUGUCCAAACCAGCCUCUGGCUGUUACUGAACACCUGGGGGGAUAUAAAAAGCUGUGUACUGAAGUUUCUGAUGGGUCAAACCAGUAAACAACCGAUAUCACAACAUGUGUGUCCUGAAGCGUGACCUGAAUAAAUUGCAUCGAAGGGAGUGCAGAAGAGGACACGGGUGAUGUCUUUGUAGUUUUUAAAUGCGUUUUCCAUUGGGUUUUUUUUUUUUUUUUUGCCAGGGGUGGAUCUUCCCUGCUGACAUGGAGGUGGGGGGGGGUCACCUGCCCCCACAAUCUGAUUUGUUUGAUGAAUUUUUUGUAGCAGAUUUUGUCAAUGUUGAUGCCAAAAUAUAUAUUGCAUGAUGAAAUAACACACUGGUCUGUCCUCUCCCCUCGUCUCAUCCACAGUCACAAAGACACCCACAUGUUUUGACAAGACAAAGAGGGAAAAUAGGGCAACAUACUAUUAAAAAGAAUGAGUAAUGAGCAGCUCCCAGAGUGGAUCAGGUGCUCCGACAUAAAUCCACCGAAUCAGUGUUACAAUGAAAGUCGGAAAUGUGCUGGAGCUGUCUUAGGAUGUCAGAUUAAUGGGGAAAUGUUGUUUUUGAGUUUGUCAACAUUUCGCAUAGGUUUGAUUUGGUCAAAUCUCAUGAAUGAGGUGAUGAAAUACCAGGAAUCAGACCAGAUUAAGUUUGCAGGGGGAAAUUUUACAUGUAUAUGGACAGAUUAGGAAGACUAGGAAGACUUCACAAGUUAUUUUUAUAUUUUGCUCAUGUUUUACAUUUAAAAAAUAAAUUCAGUUCAAACAA
This is a messenger RNA of Mugil cephalus (flathead mullet), 1554 nucleotides long. RefSeq names its product transmembrane protein 141 (gene tmem141). The transcript has 5 exons. The coding region runs from base 133 to 495 and encodes 120 amino acids. The record is from RefSeq and is a predicted model, not a curated record. NCBI's taxonomy places the organism in Eukaryota, Metazoa, Chordata, Actinopteri, Mugiliformes, Mugilidae.